AUGGCGGCUCCCGUGCCCGGGCCGCUUUCGCUUUCGGGGAGCGCUCCGGCUUCGGAGGCUUCGGAGGCUUCGGAGGCUUCAUCUGAGGCCCGCUGGAGCGGAGCCCGGCGGAGCCUCGGUGCCCUCGGCCUCCCCUCGGCCGGCUUCGGGGAUCACAACGGUCGGGCGGGGCCCGGCCGGGCCCGCCGUGGGCCUCCCUCGGCGGCGGCCACGGACCCCUGCGAGGCGAGGCGCCAGGCGCCCUCAGGACCCCCGCAGGCCGCCGGGAGCCCUCGGGAGACACACCGGUCGGCGCCGGCCGUGGGGUCAACAGCGAGGGCCACGUCCCGCGGCCAGGGGCCGGAGGGGUCCCGAGGACCUCGGCCCUUGGCCCGUGACGGCCCCUCCCCGGCCCCAACCGCCACGGGAAUUAAGGCGUGGAUCCGGGCCCACUCGGGCCGAAGCACGGGUCCAAGCGACUCUCGAAGGCCCGCCCGCCUCCCGGGCCCACGGGAAGGGAGCCAGAAGCGGCGGGCGGUCGGCCUGAGGGUGACGGUGACGAGCCUCCACCGCCCGUCUCGGGUCGCCUUCGCCCCCCCGGCCCGCCGCCGGCCGCUAGCCUCUCCUGACCCCUGCAAGGAAGGCCCCGGCCGGCCUCAGCUCCAAAGGGCCAUCGCGGACGCCCUCGACUGCCCGGGGCCUCCGAGCCGGCUGCCAGUCCGCACGCCACCCCCCACCCCCACCGAGUGUCCGCUCCACGAGGCCUACCGGCCUCCCCGGGGCUUCCCUUCUGACCAUGAAGCCCAGGUCCGAACGCCCUCCACAAGCAGGCGGGAGCCACCCAGGACCACCAAGGGGGCACGCGCCGCCCGGGCAAGGAAGGGUCCGGCUCCCACACAAGUCGACCGCCCCGACGGUCGAUGGCGGGGCACGGGGCCGCGCCAAGGGAGGGCCACGCGGGCGUCCCCUAGCUCGGCGGCGGGCGCGGGGCCGGGCUUCGCGCCCGGCUCGCCCAUCAGAGUCCGGGCACGGGCCCCACGGCACCCCAGGGCGGGACCGGUGACAGAGGCUGCUGCGGGGGUACCCUGCCCGGGGGACCGCUCAGCCCUGCGGGACCUCUCAUCCCGCAGAGUCAGCGCGUCUCCGCCCACCUUGCCCACCCGGCUUGUCAAGCAAGAGCAGGCCAGCGAGCCAAGUCCUCCCUGCUCCUCGGUCUCGGUCUCGGUCUCGGGGCCAGGGAGACCCGGUUCCUCGCCCCUGGGCAGGUGCCCGAGCUCCGCGGGUGCCGCUGUGGCGCCGGGACCCAAAGGACGCGUGGACACCGCCUGGAUCUCAGGGGCCUUCCGGGAACCUGACGUGUGUGAGGAGAAGGGGCGACGGCGCCGGGGCGGGGGUGGUGGUGGUGGGGCGACACCCGAGGACGCUCGGGGACUGCUCGUGGACGCAGGGCGGAGGCUGAGGCCCUGGGGGAAGGGCCGGCUGGCAUUCGCGGUGCAAUACUGCCAUCAAGCGGAAAGUCCUCGGCGGAUCCGGGAGCCCAGCGCCGAGCUCUCUCUCCCGCGUGGAGGGGCCCCGGGGGUGACGUGGGAGUGCGGGGGGGGGGGAGACGGACGGGGACGGACGGGAUGGAGCGCCACGGAGGUCCGGGGUCCGGGGUCCGGGGGCCUGGGGGCCUGGCCGGUCGGGCCCGGGAAGCCCCAAGCCACGGCUCGGCUCGGGCCCCUCCCUGGUGGCCACCACGUCUGGGCGGGACUGGAGCGGGGUGACACAGCCACGCGGGCCGGGCCAGGGGGCGCCGGGCCUUUGGCCGCGUGCCCCUUCCCCCGGGAGCUAGAGCAGGAUCCGUGCGGCCUUUGGCCCUUUGGCCGCGUGCCCCCUGCAGCCCCGCCAACGACCCGCACGGGAACCUGGAGGGACCCGCACGGGAACCUGGAGGGCUGCCGCCACUGCUGCCAAGUCGAGGCCAAGCCGCCGCCAUCACUCCCCCUCCACCCCGCGCCCCGGGCCAGCCAGGCCUCUCAGCUCGCCCCGUUCCCCUUUCUGGGCCACCUUCUCCAACGUCCCACCACAGCCCUCAGGGCAAGCACAGUCGAGGAACGGCUGGGUGACUCCCGCCCCUGCAUCCCAAAGCCAACGCCUGCUCCCGAGCUGGUCAUCAAGGGACCAGCGUGGAGCGCGUGCCAGAAGCGCCAGGCGCCUCGGGAUGGGACUGCCAACGGCCCCUUCGGUCCCGGUCCCGCCGGGACGCUGGGACUUCACCCCCGGGCCCGUCCUGCCCUGGAAGCCAGCGGGCGGCGGCUCCGGGGAUCGCCAACGCGUUCCGCUUGA
This is a messenger RNA of Canis lupus familiaris (dog), 2307 nucleotides long. RefSeq names its product collagen alpha-1(I) chain-like. Bases 1 to 2307 code for a protein of 768 amino acids. The record is from RefSeq and is a predicted model, not a curated record. The transcript is spliced from 6 exons. Lineage: Eukaryota; Metazoa; Chordata; Mammalia; Carnivora; Canidae.